Molecule: messenger RNA, 3547 nt
Organism: Gadus chalcogrammus (walleye pollock)
Lineage: Eukaryota; Metazoa; Chordata; Actinopteri; Gadiformes; Gadidae
Gene: dis3
Product: DIS3 exosome endoribonuclease and 3'-5' exoribonuclease
Exons: 21
Coding region: 151-3003 (950 amino acids)
Biological process (GO): rRNA catabolic process
Cellular component (GO): cytoplasmic exosome (RNase complex); nuclear exosome (RNase complex)
Molecular function (GO): endonuclease activity; RNA binding; 3'-5'-RNA exonuclease activity
Source: RefSeq, a predicted model, not a curated record
UUUCUUGUGAACUCCGCUAAACGUCCUUCUUUUCCACCGUCAUGUGUUGGUGCCGCACAUGAGUUUCUGGCUUUGGUUGAUGGCCAGUGUUCUUACUGUCGAAUAAGGGAAACUAAUCGGACAUAUUGUAUUUUAUACCUUCACUCAAACAUGUUGAAAUCUAAAACAUUCGUUAAGAAAACCCGGUCAGGGGGGGUGAUGAAAAUAGUGCGUGAACACUAUUUAAGAGACGAUAUCUGGUGCGGAAGCGAGAUCUGCACAGAGUGCAAACAAGAGUCCACGGUGCUGCAGAAGGACUCCUGCAUUGAGAGCGACCUGUGUUCCUCUCCACAUUAUCUAGUCCCUGACACCAAUGUGGUGCUGCAUCAGAUCGAUGUGUUGGAAGAUCCUCUGAUUCGUAAUGUCAUUAUCCUACAAACAGUACUACAGGAGGUGCGCCACCGCAGCGCACCGGUCUACAAACGCCUUAAGGAUAUUAUCCAUGAAAAAGAAAAACACUUCUAUACAUUUACCAACGAGCACCACAGAGACACAUUCAUCGAGCGAGAGCCAGGGGAGAGCGCCAACGAUCGCAAUGACCGUGCCAUCCGGGUGGCCGUCAAAUGGUACAGUCACCACCUGGACACUGCAGAGUCAGACGGCCUGAAGGUGGUUCUCAUUACAAACGACCAGGGCAACAAGGAGAAGGCAGAGGAGAGUGGCCUGCUGGUGUACAAAUGCGAGGAUUACAUCAAGAGUCUGCUAGCCAACCCGGAGCUGGUGGAUCGCCUGGCUCUGACCAAUGACGAGACGAAAGACAUCAGUAGCAGCAAGGUGCUGUUCUCUGAGCACCUCCCUCUGUCCAGGAUCCAGAUGGGCAUAAAGGGUGGUACCUUCCUCCAGGGCACCUUCAGGGCCAGCAGGGACAACUACCUAGAGGCCACGGUGUUCGUCCAGGGAGAAGGAGAGGAGACAACUGAGGUUAUUCUGCAGGGCCUCCAUAACCUGAACAGGGCCAUUCAUCAGGAUGUGGUCGCCGUCCAGCUGUUGCCACGGGAAGAAUGGGUGGCGCCCUCCUCAGUGGUCUUGCUUGACGAGAGGGAAGCGAAGGACGAAGACGACACAGAGGAAGAGGAGAAAGAGAAGGCUAUGAAGAUCAUAGCGGACGAUGCCGCCCGGAAGCCUACAGGGAAAGUUGUGGCAAUCAUCAAAAGAAACUGGAGGCCGUUUUGUGGCAUGCUCAAUAGCUCCCUUAUCAAAGAGUCAACCCGACACCUGUUCACACCAGCUGACCGCCGCGUUCCUCGUAUCCGCAUUGAGACGCGCCAGGCCGCCGCCCUGCUCAGCCAGAGGAUCAUGGUUGCUAUCGACGGCUGGCCCAGGCACUCCAGAUACCCACAUGGUCACUUUGUACGCAGUCUGGGCGCCGCGGGCGACAAGGAGACGGAGACAGAAGUGCUGCUGCUAGAGCAUGACGUGCCUCAUCAGGACUUCUCCCAGGCCGUGCUUAGCUUCCUGCCAAAGAUGCCGUGGUCCAUUACACCAGAGGACAUGGCCGUGAGAGAGGAUUUGAGGGCUCUGACUGUAUGCAGUGUUGAUCCUCCUGGAUGCACUGAUAUAGACGAUGCACUCCACUGCAAAACGCUUGAGAAUGGAAACUUUGAGGUGGGUGUUCACAUUGCAGAUGUCAGUCACUUCAUCAGACCAGGGAAUGCUCUAGACCUGGAGGCGGCAAACCGUGGGACCACGGUCUACCUGUGUGGCAGGAGGAUAGACAUGGUCCCAGAACUGCUCAGCUCCAACCUCUGUUCACUACGCUCCAAUGUAGAGAGGCUUGCUUUCUCCUCUAUAUGGGAGAUGGACGACAAGGCAAACAUCGUAAAGACCAGAUUCACAAAAAGUGUCAUUAACUCAAAGGCGUCUCUGACCUACGCCGAGGCCCAGCUGAGGAUCGAUGACACCAACAUGAAUGAUGACAUCACCAACAGCCUGCGAGGGCUCAACAAGCUCGCCAAGAUCCUCAAGAGGCGGAGGAUCGAGAAGGGUGCGUUGACACUAUCUUCGCUCGAGGUGCGUUUCCACAUAGACAGUGAAACCCACGACCCCAUUGACCUCCAGACCAAAGAGUUGAUGGAGACCAACUCCAUGGUGGAGGAGUUCAUGUUGCUCGCCAACAUCUCCGUGGCCCAGAAGAUCUACGACGAGUUCUCGGAGUGUGCCCUGCUCAGGAAGCACCCGGCCCCGCCUCCCUCCAACUAUGACAUCCUCAACAAAGCGGCCCAGUCCAAGGGUCUGGCCAUCCACACAGACUCGGCCAAGGCCCUGGCAGACUCUCUAGACAUGGCCAAGGUGGACGGCUUCCCCUACUUCAACACUCUGCUGCGCAUCCUGGCCACGCGGUGCAUGAUGCAGGCCGUGUACUUCUGCUCCGGCAUGGACAGCAACUUCCACCACUACGGCCUGGCCUCGCCCAUCUACACGCACUUCACGUCGCCCAUCAGGAGAUACUCUGACAUCAUGGUGCAUCGCCUGCUGGCCGUGUCCAUCGGGGCAGACUGCACCUACCCUGACCUGACGGACAAACACAAGCAGUCGGCCCUCUGCAACAACCUCAACUACAGACACAAGAUGUCUCAGUAUGCACAAAGGGCGUCCGUGGCCUUCCACACGCAGUUGUUCUUCAAGAGCAGAGGGAUCGUCAAUGAGGAGGGCUUCAUCCUGUUUGUCAGAAAGAACGCCAUCAUAGUGCUGAUCCCAAAGUUUGGUCUGGAGGGAACGGUCUUCUUUGACAACAAGGACAAGACCGGCCCCAAACUGGUCUUUGAUGAAGAGGGACCGUCUUUGAUGGUGGAGCAGCACACCUUUAAAAUAUUCGACAAGGUGAAGGUGACCAUCAGUCUGGAUGACUCAAAUGUUCAGCACCAGAAGAUCCGUAUGUCUCUUGUGGAACCGGAGAUUCCAGGUGUUAGUGUUCCAGUCCCAGAGGUGGGACCAAUGGCCAAGAAGCCCAAACUUGACGUCUGAAUGGCUCACCAAGCAUCAAUAAGCCCCAAUGUAACUAGGAGCCAAUUCCAUUGUUAUUAAAUGGCCAUUUUCAGUAUUGUUUGUUUUGUUAAUCGCUGAGUGUGCUUCCUUUACAGGGCAAGUUGUCUUUAAAGGAAAGGACCCGAGUCCUUGAGGGGUGGUUUUAGCUGAAAGACCGUUUUAUUUUUUUAGACCUUCUUGCUCAGAAAUCAUUACUUUUGUAAUAUUUGGUUUAAUCAGUUAUGAAAACAGAAACGUUUAUCAAUAAAGAUGCUUUUAUUUUCAUCAACAUUUGGUUGUUUCACAAGCCAAACCAUAAUAUAGCUUAUACCCAGCCAGCACAAUGGAUAUCGGUCACUACAGUAUCUACCUAAAGUAAUAAAUACAUUCAUGUGUUUUUUUUCUACUUUACUGGACGAACAUGCAACUGUAUCCAGAUUAAGUCCUCACAUGUUUAUUGAAUCGGGUAAAAAGGAGUCCUCCGUUUUGUCACAAAUCAACCAUAACAAUUGUUUGCUAAGAAAUAAAGACAUUUAUACUUGUU